AUGAUAUAUGAAACCACUACAGUUACUGUGGGCGGUAAUAUAAGUCGGGACAACUUUACGCACUCGUUUUCUACUCAAACGCUUACUGCAAUUUUGCCCCAAUCUGCUGAUGUAAAGGUAGAACCUUUUGGUAUCUUUAUCGCCGUGAGCCAAAUCAAGGAUUUAGCAUAUAAAGAAUCUAAAGUAUCAUGGGUUUCAGAAAAUUUUGAAUUAUUUCCAACUGGUGCCACUGCCUACACAGAAGGUGAUCCUGGUGCUACAUCAUUUGCCGGAUAUCUUCCAGCUAAUGCCCACGUUUUUGUUGAUGAAGAUGGCCUCUACGUCGAUGCCACUAAAUUCAUGGCGAAAGAUACGAAGCAUAGUAGCGGGACUAACUCGUUGUUAAAUAUAUGGUUCAUUUUUUUAACUUUAACUGUUAUGUUGUUGAUUUCAACUAUAAUUUUGUAA
Molecule: messenger RNA, 447 nt
Organism: Priceomyces carsonii
Lineage: Eukaryota; Fungi; Ascomycota; Pichiomycetes; Serinales; Debaryomycetaceae
Exons: 1
Coding region: 1-447 (148 amino acids)
Source: RefSeq, a predicted model, not a curated record